Messenger RNA from Zonotrichia leucophrys gambelii, 435 nucleotides. RefSeq names its product small proline-rich protein 2H-like. The transcript has a single exon. NCBI's taxonomy places the organism in Eukaryota, Metazoa, Chordata, Aves, Passeriformes, Passerellidae. The record is from RefSeq and is a predicted model, not a curated record. Bases 1 to 435 code for a protein of 144 amino acids.
AUGUCCUACUACAACUACCAGUACAAGCAGCAGUGCUUCAUCCCCGGCGGGGUGCAGAGCUCCACGCUCACCUUCCCCCAGCAGUGCCCCAGCUCCGAGCUGGUGCUGCCCUGCUCACCCUGCUCACCCUGCUCACCCUGCACCCCCGUGGCGCCCAAGCUCUGCACCGUGAGGAAAACCCUGCCCAGCCCCUGCCGGCCCAGCUGCGUGGAGAUGCGUGUGGUGGAAGGGCACUCCUCCUCCUCCUCGUGCAGCAGCUCUCGGUGCCUGGAUUCCUGCUCCGCGCCCAUCCCGCAGCUCCUGGGCGUGCCCCGCUGCGGGCAGGGCGUGCUCAGGUGCCCCCAGGUGUGUGCCCCGAGCCCCGUGUGCCAGGAGCGCUCCGGGCCCUACUCCUACCAGUGGUCCAACAGUUACCAGUACAACUGUGGGCAGUAA